Molecule: messenger RNA, 2567 nt
Organism: Cottoperca gobio
Lineage: Eukaryota; Metazoa; Chordata; Actinopteri; Perciformes; Bovichtidae
Product: mannose-P-dolichol utilization defect 1 protein-like
Exons: 8
Coding region: 630-1343 (237 amino acids)
Biological process (GO): oligosaccharide biosynthetic process
Source: RefSeq, a predicted model, not a curated record
CAUCAUUGCAGAGGGGCCCAUGACUCAAACCGAGCAUUGCCACACCGAAACUGUACAGCGCACCGGUCACCCCCACUCCAGCGAUCGCAAUUGAAAAGAACAUCUGCAGGAGUGAAAUGAUAAGAAAAGGCUAUUUGCUUUGAAAAAAUCAUCAGGAGAACAUAUUUUUCCAACAAAGAAUAAAGAGACUGUGUGGACUUCAGAGAUAACAGCUAACUGUCUCUGGCUCUGUGUCCUCUUCGGCCUCCGCUGUGAAUGUUGGGGAACCUUUGAACCACUCCCCCGGUACUGAGCUCCCCCCCCGGUACUGAGCAGGACUCUCGGCUACAGCCCUCUCCCGGUACUGAGCAGGGCUCGCGGCUACUGAGCAGGACUCGCGGCUACAGCUCUCCCCCGGUACUGAGCAGGACUCUCGGCUACAGCCCCCCGGUACUGAGCAGGACUCUCGGCUACAGCCCCCCGGUACUGAGCAGGACUCUCUGCUACAGCCCCCCGGUACCGAGCAGGACUCUCGGCUACAGCCCCCCGGUACUGAGCAGGACUCUCUGCUACAGCCCCCCGGUACCGAGCAGGACUCUCGGCUACAGCCCCCCGGUACUGAGCAGGACUCCCGGCUGCUCUCUCCCACCAUGGCUGCGUCUCCCGUCAAAAACUUCCUGGUUACCUUUUUAAUGCCAGAAAAAUGUUAUGAGAGGAUUUUCGUCAACUUUCACAUGAACGUGCCUUGCCUAAAGUUUAUCAUGAACAGAAUUGUCGGAUUUUGGAUCAUACUGGACACUUUCCUGGCUCAGCUCCCUCAGCUGUUGAAGAUCCUGUGGAGAAGAAGUGCAAAGGGCCUGAGUCUGACCUCCGCGCUGCUUCAACUGUAUUCCUUCUCCUGUCCUGUUGUGUACGCCAUGGCCCACAACUUCCCACUCUUUGCCUGGGGUGAGAGACUCAUCACGUUGGUGCAGACUGCAGCGAUCGUCUUCCUCAUCAUGCAUUAUCGUGGUGAAACCCUCAAAGGAAUUCUGUUCCUCUUGACUUAUGGCGGUGUGAUGUUCCUUCUGGGCUCCUACGCAGCUGCAGCAGUUGUCUCAGUGAUGCAGGCCUCGAGUUUGGCAGCUUUAAUUGCAAGCAAGAUUUUCCAGGCCGGAACUAACUACUGCAACGGUCACACCGGCCAACUGUCCACUCUGACUGUGUUAAUAUCGUGGGCCGGGUCUCUAGGAGUCAUCUUUGUGUCUCUACAGCUGUGUCUUGUAGGAGACAGGAAACAUGUUUGCCACUCUGUCACACACACUGUCAGCCUGUGUCAGCUGUGUCCUCCUGGCCCAGGUCCUCUGCUGCAGGAGCAGCACUAAAAAGAAGAGUGAGUAGAGGUGGAGGACGGUGACAAAUGAACAAUCACAUCAUAUGCAAAUAUUUACUGUUAUUCAGGAAAUGUUUUGGUAUUCUGCGCCAGAUGUUAGAAUAUAAAUAACUCGCAGCGCAGAUGUAGCAGGAAAUGUUUACAGUAUCUUUUUGCAUAAAUAUGCCUGUGUGCUACAUUCAAAUCUACUUCAUAAGUCAUGUGUCUGUGGAAAUGAAAACUCAGUCAUGUUAUUUAACAUUUUUAUACAUUUUAAAUAUUAUUUCUGCAGUUAGUUUCCAAUUGUUGUGAGGGUGUGGAAUAAAAAAGAUGUCUGCCUGCAUUGAUUCCUCCUCUGUGGUAGAAGGAACAUCCCGUUGAUGAUGCGCUCAUGUCAUGUCAGAUUUACUGUUCGUACUGCUGACUGGGAAAAUGUACAUGUCAACCCCAUAAUGAUAAUAAUUAAUAGAUAACUGGAAUGUAUGUGGUAGCCUCUGUUUUAUCUUUUGGGCAUAACUUAAUAGGAUUCAUUAUUAUUUUCUUACAAAUAUUUUUUUAAAUAUCUGUAACAACAUUUUGUCAACAGAAAAAAGAAAGAAACGCUGUUAAGCUCAACAACUUUUCACUUUAUUAACCCAGUCACCAGGUUUCUAUCCACUUUCUUUGUUUUUUAAGAAUACUGGGUUCCUACAGUUUCCAAUGUAUGUUACAUUCUGACUAUGUAUACUAUUAUUAUUAUGUUGCCAAAGAAUUGCCAGAAGAUUGUAGAGGUGAACUGUGGCUCUUACAGUACAAAUCAAUUAACACCAAACUCAGACAAGCUACAAUGCUAAAACAGUGCAAUGUUAUUGUGUCAUGUGAAUUUAUUAACUGUAUACCUUCAACCGCUAAGGAAACAGAAGGGACGCUCAUGUAACAGGGAACUAGAAUUGAUAACUAAAGUCCAUUGACUUUGCGUCGCACAGCAUAGGCCUACUUAUUGCCUUGCUUUUGACGACAUCAAGCUUGCUUUGGCCCACGCACUCACACAGUAGGAGAGACAUAAAAAGACAUACAGCAUGAUUUGUCAUAUAAAUGUCACAGUAUACUAUGUCAUAUAGUUGCAUUUUAGUCGUAAAAAUUACAUAAAAGGACAAAGUAUAGUAUUUAGACAAAUUUCAUAAAAGAGUCACAGUGUAAAUGUAAAUAAAUAUCAAAAAAGUCCUAUUACAAUAUGUUGUAAAAAAACCCAUAGUAU